Messenger RNA from Lodderomyces parapsilosis, 465 nucleotides. RefSeq lists its product as uncharacterized. NCBI's taxonomy places the organism in Eukaryota, Fungi, Ascomycota, Pichiomycetes, Serinales, Debaryomycetaceae. The record is from RefSeq and is a predicted model, not a curated record. The coding region runs from base 1 to 465 and encodes 154 amino acids. The transcript has a single exon.
AUGAAAAAGUAUAAGAUGUUUCAAUUUGUAUUUCCAGUAUCAUGCAUCAUAAUUCACGCGGUUCGAACAUAUUGGGUGAUAAGAAACAACAAAGGAGCAGUUGUUGAAUACUCAUUUGCAUUGAAUGAGGUAUUGAUUUCAGUAUCAUUCUUCAUUAUUGGCAGACUCAAUAAAAAGAGUAUGCAAAUAAUGCUAAUCAAGUAUGUGGUAGAGCAUUUGCCAAACAUGCGGGACAAUACUACAUGCAGAUUGAAAGCCUCAGACCGAAUCUGCACUUUGGUUUCUAGUUACUUUUUGACAAUUGUAUGGAUAAUAAUAAUGGCAUUUCAUAUUAAUGGGACGAACUCUGAAUGUGUUUUUAACCUAUUUUUAGUAUUAGUGUUGAUCUUUGUGACCAACAAAGCUACUACUGGAAGCUAUCUUGCCUUCAAAAAUAAAGCCAAAGCAAUGAGAAACAGGGUUUAG